Molecule: messenger RNA, 1392 nt
Organism: Prorocentrum cordatum
Lineage: Eukaryota; Dinophyceae; Prorocentrales; Prorocentraceae
Source: the annotation of a GenBank genome assembly
AACUUCCAGAGCGGCAGGGGAAAUACAUGGUCUGAUAGCUUGGCCAAACUGGGGCCAAACGUUUGGCCCCAAAGGCGUUUCCCAAAAAAACACGGUGCUGCGGUGAUUCGCCGUAUGUAGGCGUCUUCGAUAAAUAGCCUUGCUGGACUUUGGCACACGUCCGCAAGGGGCCCGUAUGUCGAAAAAAUGUAUAUUGAGGUCGAGCGCCGGGACAGCAGUCGUUGAGGCUUCCCGCGUUGGCCUCACUCAGACCUUUCGCGGGAUUCAUUACUCAGCCUCGGAAAAAAAACUCAGAUAACUUGAAAAUCAUGAAAUAUCCAGCAGCAGAGGCACGAGAAGACAGUCUUGGCCAUGGAGGGAGAGGAGGACAAAGAGUGAGAGGUGGAGGAGGAGGAGGAGGAGGUAAGGCCCGCUGCUUUGUCGGUAGAGCCCUCCCCUGCCAAAAAGAACAAGGACACCUGCACAUCGACUAGACGGCAUUGUCUAGAAGUCUCACGGCGAAGGCUGCACCACUGCUAAAGUAUUGAGCUAUCAGCACGACUGCUUGGACCAAGCCUCGGAUGUCUAGCCUCAUGCGCACAAUAAAGCAGAGCUGUGACUAAGCCUGCCUAAGCUUCAUUGAACUGCACUAAUAGUCUUGACGCGGCUGUUUCGAGCUAUGCUCAAUCCAAGAGCGCAUCGUCGCCCCCCGACUCCAUGUAUGAAGCAGUACUGUGCGCGCUGCACUGGUGAAACUGGCGGGUGCGCCGCGUGGCCCAUCUGAAUGUCCACACUGAAGCGGAAAGGCAUACGCCGACGGCAGAAGCUCCUGUCGCAAUGAACAUGAACUCCGUUUCAAAUGUCCCGGUCGCCUUCUUCGCCGCAGUGUCACUGCCCCCCUUCUUUUGCCCCGAAUACAAAAGCCUGCUGCAAUCAUCAGGGUCUUCUUCUCCGCCUCCAGGGAGUUUGGAUUUGAUCCAGACGGGGAGUUUGGAUUUGAUCCAGACCCACACGGCACCAGGCCUGGAUAAGACCCAAUCCCACCAGUCUUCAAGUCUUGAAGUCAUAUUGUCAUACCAAGCUCGGGCGGGUUCAGUAAUCCUGUUCGAUAUCGACUCCUUGCAUGAGGUACAAGUCGCCUCAUCGCCCUUGCAGAUAUCCGGACCACGUCAGCCGUAUUUUUUUUUGCACGAGAGGCCGUCGUUGCACUGAUCACUGCUGUCGCAUGUCUCGUCGCAACAUCUCCAGCCACCAUCGGCUGUGACCAGCGUCAGCCCCGCACCGAAGAAAAGCACGGCAAAUGAGCUUUUCAACAUCACCACGGCCGGAGUUGCCCAGAUCACUCCUGAGGCUCACCCUAGGACUUCCUUCGCCAAUGGCCUUGAGCGUAGCUCCAGCCAAAAUCCUUGAGCC